UCAUGGGAGAUUAAAUUAAACCUGUCUUCAAGCAGGAAUUUAACUCCUUCUCGCAGAAGUAGCGUUCACGUUGAGUGCUUGUCGUUACGACCAAUCGGGACUUCGUUAACACACCUGAUUCAUUUUAUUGUAUACUUGAGAGCUCUAGUGUAGUGACAUAUUGGAGACCAGAUCGCUGUGUGAUAUAGUGCGGAGAUAUGAACAUCAGACGGUUAUGGAUCAAGAUAUGUGGUUUCUGACAGGACCAUAUGGCUAGAUUUACACCGAGUGCUUGAACGGCACGCAGUGUGCUUGUGGGUACGUGUGUUGAGGGCUUCGGCGUGUAGGGCUGACUGCGGGUUUUUUGUGUAGGCAGGCCGCUGUCAUUCCGUGAAUGGUUGAGGACAGGAUCAGGAUUCUUUCUGAAGUUGUGAUCAGUUUGGACACAUGGCCUGUGUAACAUUCCAAAUGAUCGUCUUUUUAAACUGACGCUUUAUAUUUUGCCUAGUCACUUUAUGCAAGACGAGAUAUAUUCUGAACACGGAUGGUCAAUGCGAGAUAUAUGCUGUACACGGAUGGUCAAUGCGAGAUAUAUGCUGUACACGGAUGGUCAAUGCGAGAUAUAUUCUGAACACGGAUGGUCAAUGCGAGAUAUAUGCUGUACACGGAUGGUCAGUGCGAGAUAUAUGCUGUACACGGAUGGUCAAUGCGAGACAUAUUCUGAACACGGAUGGUCAGUGCGAGAUAUAUUCUGAACACGGAUGGUCAAUGCGAGAUAUAUGCUGUACACGGAUGGUCAGUGCGAGAUAUAUGCUGUACACGGAUGGUCAGUGCGAGAUAUAUGCUGUACACGGAUGGUCAAUGCGAGAUAUAUUCUGAACACGGAUGGUCAAUGCGAGAUAUAUGUUGAACACGGAUUUUCAAUGCGAGAUGUAUGCUGAACACGGAUUUUCAAUGCGAGUUGUAUGCUGAACACGGAUUUUCAAUGCGAGAUAUAUGCUGAACACGGAUUGGCAAUGCGAGAUAUAAUCUGAACAUGGAUGGUCAAUGCGAGAUAUAUACUGAACACGGAUGGUCAAUGCGAGAUUUAUUCUGAACACGGAUGGUCAAUGCGAGAUUUAUCCUAAAAACAGAUAGAGAACUUGAAAUAUGGUCUAAACGCGGAUAGCGAGUGCGAGAUAUAUUCUGAACACGGAUGAUGACGGCGAGAUAUAUUCUGAACACGGGUGAUGACGGUUGAUGACGGCAGAAUAUGUGUGAAUCAAGGUUCCACGAACACAGACGUUGACAAAACACAACAGAUACUACAAGAAAUGAAUGUAUUCACGAAAGGUAAACACAUCAUGUCUGUCUUGAGAAGGGUUGAUGCAAUACACAGUAGACAUCACUGCAGAUCCUGCUGAUCAGUUUGAAACCAUGGUUCGGAUGUGGUUUGAAGAAGACUGUCCAAUAUAUGGGCAAAAAUGUCAUUCAGCGUCCAAAUCACCAAUAUGAAUUUCAGAAGGAAAUUCCUAUCCCAAGACUGACGGUAAGUUCGUGAAGUCCAGGGUGUUGGGUACAUCAAGGAGACCGUAUCUAGUGUGUAUCUUGUUCUGACAUGACGACUAUACAAGCUCUGUGCGGGGAACUCUUUGUCCCGACUGACACACCUAAGAAGGUGGGAAGAUAUAUUUUGGGGAAGAUUCUCGGAGAAGGCCGACAGUCUACGGUCAGAGAAGCUAUCCACCAGGAUGUGAAUGAAAAGGUGGCUGUGAAAUCCUUCCUCAAGUACCGUUCCAGCAAAGGAGAUACCCAGAGACAGUGUUUCCGCCGCGAGGUGGACAGCCUACGCUGUCUCCGUCACCCGAACGUCGUGGUGCUGUAUGAGACGAUGGAGACAACGAGGCACAUGUAUCUCGUCCUGGAACUGGUGGAUGGCCCAACACUGGCAAAGGUGCUGAGACACAGGGGCCCUCUCUGUGACGACGACGCGAGGACGACGAUGACGCAGCUGGCGUCAGCUGUCACUCACCUACAUCACAACGACGUCGUUCACCGAGACAUCAAACCGGCCAACAUAUUAGUCCGCAAAGAAAAUAUGCACAUCACACUCAUAGACUUCGGUUUGAGUACACGGUUCCGCGUGGAGUCCCCUCUAACCCGCCAGUGUGGGACGCCAGUCUACACGGCGCCUGAAGUGUACUCGGGUGCACGGUAUGGGCCGCCAGUCGAUGUAUGGAGUUUAGGGGUCAUGUUGUUUGAAAUGCUGACUGGGAAGCCUCCGUUUGUGUCGGACCGGCCGAGGAGCAUGACACAACUGUAUGGGUGUAUACUCAAGACUGUCGUCGUCCCACAUAGCCUACAGCAAGAUUGUGCUGAGCUCGUGAAAUCCCUUCUCAACAUCGACCCGCUCAGCCGACCCACCAGUGCCCAGGUCUCGAGGCACCCUUGGCUGUGUCGAGCCAAUGAUGCAACACCGAACAGUUGAAGCGACGGGAGUGUCAACUCAAGUAUUCACGUUCAUUCCGAGAGACAGAGCUCGUCACACACAAAACAGAGCAAAACAGACGUUCAUGAACAAUGCAAGAGUGUCCUGUUAAAGUCGGAGCGCUCUCCAGAUUUGUCAUGGACAGCAGCGGUUUGUUGCGAGUGUUGACAGGGUGACAAGAGUGACCUCCCCUUAUUGUGCCCCGUAAGACGAACUGAUCUUCAAUAUGUUCUUUGAUCAUGAAUGGACGAUUGUGAAUCGACUUCAACCCUUAUUAUAAAUGCCUAAGAAAUGUUUGGGAAUGAUAUAUGAUCAGUAUUUCAUAUCACAUCGAAAACCAUAAAUAUAUGAAAAAUAUAAAUAAAUGGAACAAUUAUGUAUAGUGGACUUGUAUUCAAUUUCGUUUGUUACCUUAUAGAAUACAAUUGACCAAGAGUUACGUCCCUUAGGUGUGCAAGAAUCCGGUGAUUGUUGGUUCGAAUCUCGGAUUCACACUGGUCAGGGGUCAUGAUUCGUCAGCACAAUGUCUAUAAUCUGUCAGCCAGUGUCUCGUUUCGUGGUUCUCACAAUCUAAAGAGGUAAACCUCAAAGACUUGCAUCACAUCGGGAUUCCCCCCACAUCCGACUGAUACGCCGUGAUAUGUCUGAAAUACUGUUCAAAGCGGCGUUAAACGUUAAACUCAACUCACUGACUCUUUAUACCUACCGACAAGAGUUCGAUACUUAAGAAACACUCACUGUUUCUCACAUACAUGGUAAAUGGUUUCAUCAGCACACCUGUUUACGCCUAUUUACAUCUGACGAUCUACGAACAAUUAUUUUAUGCGAAUGAAAAACAUAUUUUGUGUCCCU
Haliotis rufescens (red abalone) is the source of this 3298-nucleotide messenger RNA. Its product is annotated as hormonally up-regulated neu tumor-associated kinase homolog. Gene Ontology annotation, cellular component: cytoplasm. The record is from RefSeq and is a predicted model, not a curated record. The transcript has 7 exons. The coding region runs from base 1577 to 2446 and encodes 289 amino acids. NCBI's taxonomy places the organism in Eukaryota, Metazoa, Mollusca, Gastropoda, Lepetellida, Haliotidae. Gene Ontology annotation, molecular function: protein serine/threonine kinase activity; ATP binding. Gene Ontology annotation, biological process: protein phosphorylation; intracellular signal transduction.